Oncorhynchus masou masou (cherry salmon) is the source of this 2869-nucleotide messenger RNA. RefSeq names its product dehydrogenase/reductase (SDR family) member 13b.1 (gene dhrs13b.1). The record is from RefSeq and is a predicted model, not a curated record. The transcript is spliced from 5 exons. Lineage: Eukaryota; Metazoa; Chordata; Actinopteri; Salmoniformes; Salmonidae. Bases 134 to 1090 code for a protein of 318 amino acids.
CAGAUAAACAAACUGAAUCCACUGUGAAGCUGAUAAGGGUGUGUUUAUAUUUUCACAACAGCUCUCCAAUGAGUUAAAAUUAGCUUGUCUGCACUCUUGAAAGCAAAGGUGUUUUCACACAGGAGAGAGAAGGAUGUAUACCUAUUUGCUUGUCGGUUUGGUAGUUGGUAUUGCAUAUAUUUAUCACAGUGUUGUGGUUAAAGGAAAGAGAUGCAAAAGUAAAGCAAAACUGCAUGGGAAAACGGUCAUCGUAACUGGAAGUAACACAGGCAUAGGGAAGAUGACAGCGCUAGAUCUGGCCAGAAGAGGUGCCAGAGUCAUCCUGGCCUGCCGCAGCAAACGGAGAGCUGAGGCCGCGCUCGCUGACAUCAAGAGGGAGAGCGGGAGCAAUGAGGUGGUGUUCAUGCAGUUGGAUCUGGGGAGUCUGAAGUCUGUUCGCUCCUUUGCUGAAACCUUCCUAAAGACUGAGCCCAGACUCGACCUGCUCAUCAACAAUGCAGGUAUUUACAUGCCCGGCACCACAGAGGACGGCUUGGGGAUGAUGUUUGGUGUCAACCACAUCGGUCCCUUCCUGUUGACCAACCUGCUGUUAGACCGUAUGAAGGAGUGUGGUCCGAGUCGAGUGGUCAACGUGUCAUCCAUCGGUCAUAACCUCGGCACCAUCGACUUCAAAUGUUUAAGCACUCACAAGGAGUUAGGAGUUGGAAAUUCUGCCACAGAUGUUUUCAACAUCUACGCCAACAGCAAGCUGUGUAAUGUUCUCUUCACGCAUGAGCUGGCCAAGAGACUGCAGGGCACAAAUGUUACCUGCUACACCCUUCACCCAGGAGCCAUCAACUCUGAACUGUUUCGCAAUGUCAGCAAGGUGUUCAUGAUUCUGAUGAAGCCUUUCCUCAUGUUCUUCUUCAAGGACACUGUGGCGGGGUCUCAGACCACCCUACACUGUGCCCUGCAGGAGGGCCUGGAGCCCCUCUCUGGAUGCUACUUUUCUAACUGUACAGUCAGGAACCUCUAUGCUAAGGCCAGAGACAAUGCGGUGGCCAAGAAGCUAUGGGAAGUCAGUGAGAGUCUGAGUGGCCUAUCCUCUUAAGAAAACCACUGUGAAUCUCCAGUUUUAACUGGGCUUCAACCUACUAACCAAUAUGCUGUGUUCUUUUGAAACAAAUCUGUAAUUCUUUCAGUUUUGCUUUAUAAAAUGUACAUGAUUAGAAAUAUAUGGAUGAAGCUCUUGCUUUUUCUUACCUAACAUUGAUUUAUGGGACAUUUAAUUAGAUACGUUAUUAUUUAUAUUUCUUACAAAACAGUAAAUAAGCCUAAAAUGUUAAGAACGUUUGUCUUGAUUGUUUGUUUUUUGAUGGCUCCAAUUACUAUUCAUAGCUUUUGCCUAAGUAUCCUCCUAACCAUUUAUCAGCUGAAUUAGAAUUUAAAGAUGGAGAGAGAGGGAGAGAGAGAGAGAGAGAGAGGGAGAGAGAGAGGGAGAGAGAGAGGGAGAGAGAGAGAGAGAGGGAGAGGGAGAGAGAGAGAGAGACGGAGAGGGAGAGAGAGAGAAGCAUGGAAGCUUCAGUAGAAGAAUCCAAACAAAGCAAAUAAGAAGAAAAGCUAAAAUGCCCUUGUGCUGUCCAAUGGGGUGUGGUUUAAGCUUUCCCGCAACUCGACAGAAAGUAGAGCUCUUUGUGCUGCAGAGUAACCAUGAGAAUAACUUUAUGGUAAGGAAUUCUAGACCAUGAGAAUAACUUUAUGAUAAGGAAUUCUAGACCAUGAGAAUAACUUUACGGUAAGGAAUUCCAGAGGGCGCAGUAUGUGCUAUGGGUUCUCUUUACUGAGUGCUACACAGGAUCUGAAAGCUCAAUGGCUGCCUUUCUUGUUGCUGGAGUGGUAUUGGUGGCCUAUAUGAUUUUUCAUAACGUCUUUGUCAAAGGGGCAAUAUGCAAAAGCAAUAUGAAACAGCAUGAGAACUCGUAAUAGGUGUCUGUUUUUGUCAAUGCUUCCUGUAUUUCCCCACAUUGACACAGGAGAAAAGUUCAUGGCACUGUUAUGUAAUAAUGUAGAGUAGAUGUCAUUUUCUUUGCCUGUACAUCAUUUCAUGUAUAUAGCAUUCUUAAAUUCGUUUGUCUUUGUGUAUUAUUUCAUUGGGGAUUUUUGAACGAUUUCCCUGGUUGUAAAACUCAACGAACACUCUGCUGCAGGUUGUAGGGGAGACUGGGGGCAAUUGUAACAGGGGGUGUUUGUAACAAUUAGAACUUCUCCAAACAGAAACAAGUUAGAGUACAUUACAUGCCCAUUUAGGUUAUCUUCCUGUUUGAAGAGUUUCAGACGAAUAUUGCACUGUAUUUUCUUGUACUCUCUGAGCCUUAAUGUCCAAGAACUCGAGCUAGCAUCAUUUAUCACUUUCUGUUAGUUCAACAUUGACAUUGUUGUCUCUUGCUCGGCACAUGAGGUUUUGUGUCAUGGCUGCUGGGUUGGGGGCAAUUGUAACAGUGUUUAAAAUGGUCCUAAGCCAAAUGAUGGGAAAAAAAAGUGAUUUUAACUUAAGAUUUUUAUGAAUUAUACAAAACUAACAUUAAAUAUCCUUGGGGUCCUGUAGAUUGCCAAAUAAGUUGUCAACAGAUAUCAUUUGGGCACUAUCAGACUAUUCAGAUGUUUUGAGAGGAACUGAAUGGCCAUUCACAAAUGGGUGUUACUGUAAAUAUUGGUUGGUUACUUAGACAUAAUUUGAUAGCAAAAUCAUUACAUAUGUCUAUGAUAAUUCAAACCGAAGUAUUUGAAGUUGAAUUUAUUUGGUUUAUUUUUUUAGGUGUUACAUUUGACCCUGGCACUGGGGGCAAAUGUAACGUCCAGACUGUGGAUUAAAGUCAGUAUUGUAACCCGA